This is a messenger RNA of Halteromyces radiatus, 1049 nucleotides long. RefSeq lists its product as uncharacterized. The record is from RefSeq and is a predicted model, not a curated record. The coding region runs from base 1 to 963 and encodes 320 amino acids. Lineage: Eukaryota; Fungi; Mucoromycota; Mucoromycetes; Mucorales; Cunninghamellaceae. The transcript has 4 exons.
AUGAGUGGCGAUCAACGGCAGAAAAUUAAACCGGUACGGUGCUUAACAACUGUAAAAAGACUAAAUGUGGAAUUAGUACAUGUAUUCCAAACCAUAUGGUCAGUUUUUGGAUCGACUGGACAAUAUCAUGCAAAAGGCGGAAUCAUCAAUGUUCCUGCUUCUGUGAAUCGCAUUGUGACUGCAAUCCCUCGACCGUUACAAGAUACCAGCAUCUACCAUGUCCGUUUGGCAAGAAAAAUGUCUUUUGCAAGGUCAUAUGUGGAAGGAAAUAUUCGUCCUGCUGUUGUGCAUGAGGCGGCACGUAUACUCUCUGAAACAGAUCUAUAUCGAGAUCAUGGCGUUCAAUCGGUGACGGGGCGUGAUUAUGACGAUCAACCUAUCAAUCCUGAUGGUUCGGAAACUCUGAUUACUGGUGAUGAAGGUAUUCGAUUUGCGCCAGUCGAAGGACAUACUCCACUAUCAAUAGCAACGGAUGUUGAUAGUGAAUACCUAGCAUUUCCGUCAAUUUUUGGUGGUGCUCGAUUACAGCCAACAACAAACGUAUCCUACGCUGACAUGACAAAAUCCAUCAUUCGAAGGUAUGAUCGUCGUGCUACUCGUCGACAUGAUUACAUAUUAUUCGCUGACAGAAAAUUACAGAUACAAAAACUACCAGACGCUCCAUUGAAUGACUACAAGUCAAUUAGUGAAAGUGAAUUAUGGAGCACAUACUUCGAUCCCAUCCUCUCUUGUUUGGUUAGUGAUCCUGAACGACUGACGCAUUUGCGCUGGACGAACACCAUCCCAAAUGAAAAGGGAAAAUCUCGACCGGACGCCAUUAUCAGCGAAAAACCACAACUUGACUUUCUAGGCAGCGUUGGCUAUGGGGAAGCAAAAAUAUAUCAAGGGAAUGGAAACAAACACGCACUAUGCAUGGAUACUCUUCGUCUCGUUGUCUUCAAUAAUGUGGUGUCUAUAAGAUAGAUCUGAAUGAUCUAUCUUAAAAUCAACAUUUUGUGUAACAGCUGUCAUUUAUAUGUUAGGGAGUUUUUUAUUGCGUUAGCUUUUUC